This is a messenger RNA of Saccostrea cuccullata (small rock oyster), 5809 nucleotides long. RefSeq names its product oxysterol-binding protein-related protein 6-like. Gene Ontology annotation, cellular component: intracellular membrane-bounded organelle; cytosol; membrane. NCBI's taxonomy places the organism in Eukaryota, Metazoa, Mollusca, Bivalvia, Ostreida, Ostreidae. The transcript is spliced from 23 exons. The record is from RefSeq and is a predicted model, not a curated record. Gene Ontology annotation, molecular function: cholesterol binding. Bases 229 to 2988 code for a protein of 919 amino acids.
UCUGCCCAACUACAAUACAAGUACAGUGUCUUGUCUGUUUAUAUGGUGUAAAAACACACACGCUCACUGCUGGACUACCUAUUGACAUAUGGCGUGUGACUGAACUGGACAUAGGGAUUAGUCAUUGAUUAAUUGACAGGCUCUAAUUAAGCUUCUGACUGUGGAAUGCCUGCUAAGGUGUCAGUAGUUUGUAGAGUGCUGGUGUAGGAAUGUCAUAAAUGGUGUUACAUGGAAGGAAUGAGGAAGGAUGGGUCGGAUGAAAUUUCAGUCUCAAGCUCCCAGGUGGAGAACAGUAGAACUUCAGCCCCCCUCAGGCAGAACAGUUCACAUAAAUCCACCGCCUCCAGUAAAAAGGCACGUAAAGCUCGGAAGCCCCGCCGCACUGACUGGGAGAUUCUGGAGGGACUGAAAGAUGGGGUGAGGUGUGAGAAGAAGCCAGAUAAGUUCAGUGGUUUUCUGAUGAAGCGGCGCAGGUGGCCACUCAAGGGAUGGCAUAAGAGAUUUUUCUUGGUUGAGAAAGGAAUAGUAUACUAUGCCAAGUCCCCAGCUGAUAUACAGAAGGGAAAAUAUCAUGGAGUUAUUGACACAGGCCUGGCUGUGGUCUCGUACAAAAAGCCUCGGCGGAUUGAUAUUGAUGCUGAAGAUAUUGUCUAUCAUCUCAAAAUGAAGGACAAGAAGAUGUUUGAUGAAUGGCUGAACGUGUUCAGACAUCACAGGUUGUACCGCCAGCACGAGAUCGCAUAUGGUACCAACGAGUCACCAAAAUUAACAGGCAUAACCUCCCCAGUUGAGGAUCUGACCAGUCCAUUUUCUCCAGUAGGUAUAGGUUUGCCCGAGGCCCUGAAGAGAGAGACCCAGCUAAUGGGCUCCAAUGACAUGAUCCCCGUAAUGAGAAAAUCCAGCUUUAAGAGCCAGAGCUCCUCCCAAGGACGUGUGGCAACAUGGCUGCUGGACACAGCAGGGUUUGAGCACUGUAAUAAAGAAAUGAAGAAUACUCAGAAACUUCUAUGUGAUCUCAGGGAGGACUUGGAUCAGAUAAAGAAUCUACCACUGACCUCAGACCACGAGGUUAAAGAAGCUGAGAAUGUGGAAAAGAAGAAAGUGAAGGCCUUGGGACUGAAGAGUUCCAGGAAAAGAGAUAAAAAGAGUGAUACUUCAGUCAACUAUGAUGCCAGUCCAACCACUGCCACGUCCCCAUCCCCCAGUAUAGGGGAGGUACAAAUGAGGAGCAGCAGCUCUAACCCUAACCUGAUACAGUACGCCCACGAUCACGCCAACAGACCGCGAAGUGUGCCAGAUCACGUAACAAUGGCGGGGGCACACGAACAACAGAUCAAGGAGAUCAAACUGAGGGAGGACUUCUGUACAAAGGCUGAAAGAGCUCACAAGAAUCUGAAAUCACUUCUACACACAAUGACGACAGAGAGGGAGAGGUUAAAGAAUGCCUUAGAAAUGGACAGUGAUCUGGCCAUGCCUUCCAGUGCAGUAGUACUACUGAAGCGAAAUCUCCAUGAGGCUCUGAGGCAGAAUGCUGAUCUUAAGGCCAGGUUGAGCAGAAUUCAUGCAGAUUCAUUAAUUCCAUCUUACCCUGAUCUCAAGCAGACGCCUGCCUCUCCAAUACUCUCUCCUCACGAGAACAGAGAUCACCUGGACCUGACCAAGUCUUCGUCGUUUGACACCUGCUCUAUGUCGGAGUACUAUGAUGCCGAGGAAGAGAACCGAGAAUCACAGUCUGAGGAGUCCUCAUCAGAGAGAUCAGAUGAAGAAGAUAUGUCCAGUGAGGAAAAUGAUACAGAAUACAAUGCAGCACAGAGUGUUUCUGAAGACCAGCUGUCUGUCUCGUUUGAAACGGGUCGACGUUCCAAACUUCCCGUUCCAAAGCCAGACGCAGGAGACAUCAGUUUGUGGAACAUCCUGUAUAAGAACAUUGGGAAGGACCUCACCAAAAUAUCAAUGCCGGUUACUCUUAACGAGCCACUUAGUAUGCUGCAGAGGUUGUGUGAGGAGAUGGAGUACAGUGAACUGCUGGACAGGGCUACAGAAAAGGAGGACCCAUACCAGAGAAUGAUCUGUAUAGCUGCCUUUGCUGUCAGUGGCUAUGCUAGCUCUGGAUACAGGGCAGGUCACAAGCCAUUCAACCCAUUACUAGGGGAAACAUAUGAGUUAGUCAGGGAUGACAAGGGCUGGAAGUUUGUGGCUGAACAGGUCAGUCAUCACCCUCCUGUGUCGGCUUGUCACUGUGAAUCAAAGAAUUUUACCCUCUGGCAAGACACAAGAAUAAGGACCAAAUUCUGGGGGAAAUCAAUGGAAUUCCAGCCUAUUGGACACGUGAAUGUCUACCUACCCAAAUAUAAGGAGCAUUAUCAUUGGAACAAAGUGACGACAUGUGUACACAAUCUCCUGGGAGGUCAGCGCUGGGUGGAUCAGUAUGGGGAAAUGCAGAUCAAGAAUGGAGGGAUUACCUGUAAACUCACAUUUAAAAAGGCUUCACAGUUUUCCUCUAGGAGACAUGAGGUAUAUGGUCAGAUACUGAAUUCUGAAGGAAAGGUUGUUCACAAUUUAUUUGGGAAGUGGAAUGAGGCCCUGUAUUAUGGUCACGCCCCCUCGUCCCGCUGUGUAUGGAGGCCAGGGGCCAUGCCAGAUGAUUAUGAGUUGUACUAUGGGUUUACACGAUUUGCAAUAGAACUCAAUGAGUUGAAUAAGGAUGAAGCCAAAUUCCUGCCAGUCACAGACACAAGAUUCAGGCCGGACCAAAGAUUACUUGAGGAGGGUGACAUUAAAGGAUCUGAAGAAGAGAAGAAGCGAGUAGAACAGCUGCAGAGGGAUAACCGAAAACUUAGGGAGGAGCAAAGGAUCCAGUAUGUUCCCCGCUGGUUUAGCAAAAUUGAUGACAGCAAAGAUAGUGAUUGUUAUGAAUUCAAUUGUAAAUACUGGGAAAUGAAGAGGGAUCCAGGAUUUGACAAACUGUCCUUACCAAGGCUCUGGUGAUUAAUCGACUCUGGACUGACUUACAUAAUGAAGAAAUUUGUUGUUUAUAGAAGGAGUUUACAUGUCUUUGGAUUUCUUUUCAUCAGUUUUUCUUGUGAGGAACACUUUCAUGGGCAUUUCAAAUAACAGUUUAGACUUUUUACAAAGAGUCAGAAUCUCGAGUGACCCCCCAUUUUGUUUUUCUUACCUUUUUUUAAAUUGAAUAUGAUCAGUAAAAUAUACAAAGGUGUAAAUUUGAAUUGUAACUUAUUAGUUAUCUUGAAUGAAGAUUAUCUUUAGAUAAUUUAUGCUGUAACUAGAAUUUUUAAAAGUUACAUAUCAUUUGACUGGAUUGAUUCCCUUCGUUAUUCUUACCAGAACAUAUAAUUUAUUGUUAUUUUGUAUUUUGUUAUCUGUAAGAGGAGAAUACCAUUGUGAAUUGUUAGUUAUUUACACUGGUGUUAUUCUCAUGUUAUUUACAUUAUGUUAUUUCACUGUUAUGCAUUUUAGCAUAAUGAUGAACAUACAUUUAAAGCAAUGAUUAAAAAUGGAUGCUACUUUGAAAAAUUAUUAUUAUGUAUAUAUAAGAUAGAGCUGUAAAGUAGUAAUGAUUGUGCAAUAUACAAAGUCUAUUUCAUCAGAUGUAUUUUUAGCACUAUUGUGUUCGUAUUUUUUUGUUUAUUUUAGCACACUGAAACCAUCUGUGAUAUUAAGCACGUUAGAACAGAGGGCAGAGCUUGAAAGUGUAAUAUGCACAAGUUUGUAGAACAUUCCAAAAAAUUUUUCUUCACUUAAUUCUGAUUGGUUUUUAGUUUCUUAUAAACUCACGCUGUGUUUACAUUUUUGCAUAUCUUACUCCUAUAAGAGAUGUGUCUGAAAUGUGGGCUUUGUCUACAUUCAUGACGACAUGUCCUAUCUGUAAUUGAGUUACAUGAAAGGUCGCAAUGAUGUUUGUGCAAUCCUGCUUAGAUGAAGGAUACUUAACAACACUAGUACUUGUAUUAUUGUAAUACUUUUUGUUUUCAAUGAAAUACUACCAACCUCAAUUGUUAAAAGAGAAAAAAUCCUUCACUAUACAGAUGAAAUUUUUUUUUUAAGAACUCCUAAACUUUAAGUUUCAAGGCCAUCAAAUCUUCAGAUGUUUAUAUAUACCAUCAAAGCAAUUUAAAUGGUUGAAUUUUUCCCAUAUUUGUGUAGUAAUUAACAGAAAAUAUGAAUUCAUGUAUAUUAAGUACAAAUUUACCAAAGGUACAUGGUAUAGGAACAAAACUACCGGUACACAAUUUGCCAAAAAAUUGAAUUAUCCAUCAGUCCUAUUGAUUUAACAAAUUCUUUUUCAUCUGUCUCAUUUCUAAAGUGACAUGGUUCUUAGUUAUACAUACACAUGUAUUUGAUGUGAUGUCAGUUGAAAAUGUAGUAAAGAUUUAAAUUUUUUAAAAACUGUGACUUUCUUUCGCAUGUAUGUCAGGGAACCCUGCAUUACAUGAUAUUUGAUAUACUUGCAGAAUGUUAAUGCUUAAUUUUGGUACAUAGAUUGGUAGAGAAAAUCACUAGGAACAUGUCUAAGUUAACUCAUACUUGGUAUCAGUUUAUUUGGCAGUUUUUCUAGAUCUCUCAUAAAGGUCCCCCCUCCCCAUCCCCCUGUAAACACUAUUUUAUGCCUGGGUCAAUAUACAUGGUGUUGCAGGAUUACUUUAAUGGUUAAUUAUUAUGUGUGGAAAUGUAGCUUAGUUUUUCAUUAGUGCCUGAAUUGUUAAUUUAUUAACAAACAAUAAUGUUUUAUGACCUCAAGAAAGUUGUGGAAUAAGCUAUGUUUAUCAUUUUCUGAAAUUUGUCAAAUUCAAGCAAUUAAUGGUAGUAUAAUGUGAAGUUUUAUUCUUUAAUAGAAAUUAUAAUGUCAUUAUGUAUCAAAAUCUGCAGAAUGUUGAAGUUCUUCAGCACAUUAGUUCAAUUACAAACUUUCGAAGUUCUUCAGCACAACAGUUUCGAUUACAAACUUUCUGAGCAAUGUUCAUGAAAAAUAGUUAAUUCACAAACAAUUAGAUUGUUAGUUAGCACAGAAUGAACAAAAUUGUGAACAUUUAAUAUUUGUUCACCAUUGGGGAUGUACAGACAUACCUUUAGACUGAUAUUUUAGUGUAAGCAUUACCUGUAUAAUUUUAUACAUGUUUUGUGUAUUGUUAUUUAAAUGAAGUACUUGUAGUUUGUCAGGAUAUAAUUUUUGCUUAAAAACCAAAGAUUUUUUUGUCGUAAAAUGUUGAACUUGUUAAAAUAUACAUAUGUAUUUUUUUCUCGAAAGACAUGUACAUGUACUUUACAGGGAAAUUUCCACCACUACAGUGUAUUAUAUUUUGAUCCUAGACACAAGUGGGUGAAUUUAAGAUGGGGAAAAUUCAAAGAAAACAAUUUAAUUUUUUAGAACUGUGACUUCCAGUAAAUUUAAAAUGGGGCAAAAUUUUUUGCAAAUGUGAAUGAGCAAAAAUAUUGGUAGUUCAACAGUAAUGAAAUGUUUAGUUUGAUGAUAAAGUUUCUUGACACACCAAGUAUAUGAACAAACAAUGAAAAACUUCUAUUAAAAGAUUAUUGUAGCAAUUGAGAAUAUAUUACUUACAUGUAAAUGUUAAGUUUUUAAAUACCGGGUAGUUGAAAAUCCAUUUUUGUGGGAUUGUAAGAAUUGAUAUAUGAACCUUUGUCAUUACAGGUGCCGUUAUGAUGUGAUUUAAUUUAAAUUUAUGUGAUUUGAAGUUAUGAGAGAGUUUGCACAUUAUAAAAACAUAUUGCCUCAACAUUGCAUGCUUUUGUUUGAAAAUGCCACUAUUGAAUUAAAGUUAUGCUUUUACAA